AUGGACUCGGAUAACGAGUGUGAAGAAAGUGGUAUGAUAGCAAUGAAUGAUGGAUGGGAAUCCGAUGGAGAGGCUCCAGCUGUCCAAUUUCCUGUUUACACACAGGUUUAUGGUCGUGGAGGUGGAGGGUAUCGAAAUAGAGGGUCAGAGGAUCGAUUUUCCAAUAAUAAGGAUGAGGUUAGGGUAAGAGCUCGUGGUCGUGGUGAUCGCCAUGGUGGUCAGAGUGGAGGGGAAAGAUGGAAUGGUCCAACAAAUAAUAGGUGGGAAAACAGUGACUCUUCCGGUACAAAUAUGAAUGUAAAAUCAUCAGAAGUUGGGAGAAUUAUUGGCCGUGGAGGUUCACGAAUACGAGAACUCGAGGAAGAGAGUGGUGCUCGUAUCAAGGUGGGUAAGCCAUUAGAAGAUGGACAGACCUCAGUUGUGACUCUGACAGGUAGUCAAGAUGCUCAGAAUAAAGCUAAGCAAUUAAUAGAGGAUCUUUUGGAUUCAAACCCUCGGCCUCAACAGUCUUCCUCUGUGUGGCCUAAUGAAGACACAUUUAAAUCAAAUACAAACAGUGAAGAAAGUGCAGAUCGACCUGUCCCUAAGGCCAUCAACUGGGCAGAACUCAAUAAAGCUUAUGAAGCAGCAGAAAAGGAAAGGUGGAGUCAUUGUCCACCUUUAAUAAAGGAUUUUUACAAAGAAGAUCCGGAAGUAGCUGGUAUGAGUUCAGAGAUGGCUGAAAAAAUUCGGCAAGAAAAUAAUAAUAUUGUGGUCUCAUUCGUAUUUAAAGAGGGAGAAAGGCCCAUUCCAAACCCAGUUUGUACCUUUGAACAGUGCUUUGCUACUUAUCCUGAUAUAUUAGAAGAAAUUCGCAAACAGAAUUUUCAGAAGCCAUCUCCUAUUCAAUGCCAAGCAUGGCCUAUUUUGCUACGAGGAGAUGAUCUCAUUGGUAUAGCACAAACUGGAACAGGGAAAACUUUGGCAUUUCUACUACCAGCAUUUAUUCACAUAGAUAAUCAACCAGUUCCGAGAUCUGAAAGAGGAGGUCCAAAUGUUUUAAUAAUGGCUCCUACUCGUGAAUUAGCUUUGCAAAUAGAAAAUGAAGUCAAGAAGUACAGUUAUAGAGGAUGUAUUGAUGUGACAACAAUUACAUAUUUGGUGUUAGACGAGGCUGAUCGUAUGUUGGAUAUGGGAUUUGAACCUCAGAUUAGAAAAACUCUAUUGGAUAUUCGACCAGACCGUCAAACUGUAAUGACCAGUGCCACCUGGCCUGAAGGAGUGCGUAGAUUAGCACAGUCCUACAUGUGCAACCCUCUUCAAGUUUUUGUAGGAUCUUUGGAUCUCGCAGCAGUACAUUCAGUUACACAACAAAUCCGUAUUGUUCGUGAAGAAGAAAAAGCUCAAGAGCUGUACAACUUUUUGGAAAAUAUGGAAGAAGAUGACAAAGUAAUUGUUUUUGUAGGGAAGAAAAUUCGAGCAGAUGAUAUAUCAAGUGAGCUUACCUUGUCUGGUGUUGAAUGUCAGAGCAUUCAUGGAGAUAGGGAGCAGUGUGAUAGGGAGCAAGCUCUUGAUGACCUUAAAACAGGAAAGGUCAAAAUUCUUAUAGCAACUGAUGUAGCAUCCCGAGGAAUUGAUAUCAGUGAUAUUACACAUAUUUUCAACUUCGACUUCCCUCGUAACAUUGAAGAAUAUGUUCACCGUGUGGGUAGAACUGGCCGUGCUGGUCGAACAGGUGUUUCCAUCAGUUUAAUUACUCGAGAAGACUGGAUGCAGGCACGGGAAUUAAUUGCUAUAUUAGAAGAAGCUAACCAGGAAAUACCUGAAGAAUUGGUGAACAUGGCUGAUCGUUGUGAUGCAUGGAAAGAAAAGAGGGCAUCUGAAAGAGGCACCGGGGGCAGAGGCGGUGGUGGUGGUGGUCGAGGAGGGUGGGGUGGAGGUGGAGGAGGAGGAGGCGGUAGAAGAGGUGGCGGCCGUGGUCGAUGGUAAUUGAAUCUCAGAGCUGACUCAAGAAUUUGCAAAGGAUGCGAAGAAAAUAGGAUUGCUACACUAUAUUAUAAAAUGUGAAUAGUAUUUAUUGACAUUGCCUAUUGGCAGUAUUUUCAUAAGCAUCUAUUUUCUCUUGUCUUAGUGACAUUUUCAGUGAAUACUUGGUGCAUAUUGUUAGACACUCUGCAAGUUCCUAUUUCUUCGUUGUAUGUAUGUGUCUAUAAUUUGACAUGAUGUGUAGUUGCAGUGUGUAAAGAUCAGAUUAAAUUUUGUUUAGCAGUACUUAGUUGUUGAAGUAGUGAAGUAUUGUUUGCACACUUUAUAUUUUGUAUUAAAUGUGAUAGAACAUAAACUAAAAUGAAUGAUGGACAAAAUGUGCCCUUUGUUAUAUAAGAACUUUUUUUUUAUAUGAAUAUGUUGAUUUCCAGAAAUAACAUGAGCGUAUCAAACAUUCCGUGUUUAUUUGCACCAACUUUGCAGAUAUUAAUGUAGUGGAAAGAAAAGUGAGGAAAUAAAGGAAAUAUUCUUUACCUGUGUUUUAAAUA
This is a messenger RNA of Gryllus bimaculatus (two-spotted cricket), 2513 nucleotides long. The record is from the annotation of a GenBank genome assembly. NCBI's taxonomy places the organism in Eukaryota, Metazoa, Arthropoda, Insecta, Orthoptera, Gryllidae.